GAUAUGGAGUAGGAGUCAGUCUAUUCCAUCCUCUGCUCCAGCAGUCUAUGAUCUAUCCAUCAAGCAGCAAGUGGGGCUAAUGCAUGUGGGUGUUUAAAAGCAAUAAUACUAGUAAAAAAAUCAGUUAAUAAUUUGAAUUUCUAAUAAAUUGCAGCUCUGCUAGAUACUUUUCAAGGGUUAAUAGAAGUUUUACUUCAGCAGCACAGCCAGACAGACUCGUUGCGCUUCAGUGAGCAGGUAGGACGCGGCACCAAUUAGUGACAUGACUGACUACAAUUCCCGAGAGCCUUUGCUGCAGCUCCCCCCCCCCCUAAUUGAGUGAUCAGGCAGAGUAGGGCGUAGCUGCACCACUGAAAGUAAAGUUUCACCCCGGAAGCAACAGGUAAAUCGCUCUGAGCAGGAGGAGGAGAAGGUAUGUGAGGAAUCUGAUCAGGUGCUGUUCCCUUUCAUUUUCCACUGCCUUUCUCUCCCGGUCAGAGGCAGAGAGAGGAUCUCACCUGAGUGUGAGUGAAGUUGGGGAGGGGGAGAUGGCAGUGACCCAGGAAAUUGUGCUGAACUUUCUGCUGGAGCAGAGGGGCAAGGUGAGGAAUUCUGAUCUGCUCAAAAAGUUCAAGCCUCUGGUGGACUGCCCUGAUCCUGACAAGAAGGCGCACAACAGGGCUCGCUUCAAAACCUUUGUCAACACCUUAGCUGUGGUGAAGGAUGAGGCAGAAGGCAAGAUGGUGGUUCUGAAGAAAAAAUAUAUGCAUUUGCUGACAGAAAAAGAGGGAACCAGGGAACAAGAUCCUGAGCCUAUCCAGGCAGUGAGUCAAGGGCUAACCCAGCCUGUAAAUGUGAUCCAACACCAGCCCAAGCAAUGUGCAACAGGGGAGCCAGCACCCAGCACCCAAAGGAGACAUUCUAGCCAGCACCCUCCUUUGCAAGGUAGUAGUGAAGACCUGCAGCAGAAAAGCAAUCAGAGUGAUGCUAGAGAGAGUGUUGCCUCUACCGAAAUGACUGAUCUAACAGAUCCCAGGGAAAAACCUUCAUCCGAUGAGUCUGAAACAGAGUCCAAAAGAGAGACUGUGUUUGCUAUAGUGGCUCGGAUGGAUAAUGCAGGACCUGUGCCUGUCCCUAAGUCUUGGGUGGAUGUGCAAUCGAAGGAGGCUGCUCAGAAACCUUUUAUGCUGCCCCUGAGAUGCCCACAGCCUUCCCCUGGUGGCACAGACAAUGAGCCAGAGAGCAGAAGCACCAUGGCAACCCCUGCGAUCAAUACAGCAGUAGAGGUAGUGGCACGUCCCGUCCAGCCCCGAUCCCCUCACGUUGGCAGGAGGCAAUACGACGACACAGCUACAAAAUCCCCGCAUCUCAAAAGGGCCUCCAAGAUGCAGAAAGUGUCAGAGGAUCAAAAAUACUCAGAUGUUGUUCCCCUCGAUCCCUCUGAGCACAAGUGGCUAGUGACCUCCACCAAUGGCCGGUGGAACCACACGCUCUAUGGGCUGAUCUUGAGCGAUGGAGAAUUGGUUGGGAAGAGAGACUUUAUUUCUGGUUUCACUGCUUUGCACUGGGCGGCUAAGACUGGGAACACCGAAAUGAUGAAGAUAUUAGUCGAAAGUGUAAGUAAAAAUAACAUGAAACUCAAUGUUAACAUGAAGUCUUUUGGCGGGUACACGCCGCUGCAUAUCGCUGCUAUCCACGACCACACGGACUUUAUAACCAACCUCGUGAGAUAUUAUCACGCUAAUGUAAAUCUCCGAGACCACAGUGGCAAAAAGCCUUAUCAAUACUUAAAGAAAGACUCGCCCCAGAAAAUCAGGAUUCUUUUAAAUGACCCCCAUGCCAUUAGCACUGAGAACUCUAUGCCAAUGAAAAGGAAUUCCAAAGUGGCCACCUCCAUUUUGGGCACCACCAGUGCUUUCCUUGGGGUCCUCUCAGACGAUGCCGCCCUGCAGGACCUGACGAAAAACAUUAAAAAGAACAAAUUUUUCAAUGCACCUUCAGCGCAGAAGAAGAAACUGAAAGUAAGGGAGAGUCUCCCCGUUUUCAUGAUACUGAAUGAAGACCCCGAAGAAGAGAUUGAGGGAACUAUGGGAAAGCGCAGGCCAGUUUCAGAAUACUUUAGCCAUUAGUGGGUGGCACCUUUAAAUGCAAUGGCAUUCCUGUUGGUGAACUGCAGCUCCCAGAAUCCCUUGCCAGCUGCUGAGUGAUGACGGAAGUACUACUUAAAUAAUAACUUAGGAAUUCAUAGUUUUAGCAAAAUCAAUGGGAUAAAGAUUUGCUCAGCAUCUUCAAAUAUAUCCCCCGAGCUGGCAUGGUGAUUUAACUGGUAACUGUGUGUAAAACCUGUUAGUAACUACUCUGUGUACCUGCAAAGCUUUUUGAGUGACUUGUAAAUAUAUAAAAAAAUUUAGAAGAUCGUGGAUCAGUGAUAGCUUGUGAUGCUAAACUACAUUUCCCAGCAUCCAGUGCUGACUGCUGAUGGAUGGGAGUUGUAUUUCAGCAGUGGCUGGAGUGCAGCCCAUUAAGAUGUCACUCUUGAUUAUUAUUAUUUCAAGAAUAUAUAUCUAUAUAUAUAUAUAUCUAUAUAUAUAUCUAUAUAUAUAUAUAUAUAUAUAUAUAUAUAUAUAUAUAUGAAUUGUAUUGUAUAUCUUCCCCUUGUCUUCUCUGCACAGAGAGACCCACAUGCAUUUUCCUGAUUCACUGAAAUACUGUUACUUUUAUAAUGUAUUAUAUGCUUACACGUGUAAGAUUAUAGAUAAAGCAACUGGCACAUGAGGGGUUUAACCCUGAUUAUACAGGGGAUGUACCUGUUGAUCUGGGGGGAUAAUAUAUGUGGUAUAUGGUAUAUUCAUUAAUGCAUCCAAUAGUUUCUUUGUGAUUAUCGUAACUGCAAUAUAUAAGUAAAAGCUGAUUGGUUACUGUGGGUUCGACAGGAGUAGGCACCAGUGUUACUGCAUGAAUUCAUAUUUGUUUACAGAUCUUUCUUACAUCCUAUUUUGAACUAUGUUUAAAGCACUUAUUGGUCUAAAUCAGCAAACCAAGAAAAGGGCUCGUUUAUCAACACUGGUCAAAUAGGCAACCGGGCAACCAAUCAGACGUUUGCUUUUAUAGUUCUUUCUGCAUCUGGAACUUGCUGGUUGCUAUAGGUUACUGCCCAGGUGCAAAUGUGCCCAGUGUUAAUAGAUGAGCCCCUGUUGGUUUCCAAGAAAAACUGUCAGUAAUGGGAGUGUCAUCAGCAUGUGUCCAAUUAGGUGGGCAGUUUGAAAGCACCUGAGUAUUCCACAUUAAACUUAUAUUUGCAGCAAUGAGCGGCUUUAUUCAUGCUUCAUGCACUCAGUGGCGUAACUAGAUAUUACUGGGCCCCACAGCAAAUUAUUUUUCAGGCCCCCAAAUGUUUAGAGGUUGA
Molecule: messenger RNA, 3385 nt
Organism: Xenopus laevis (African clawed frog)
Lineage: Eukaryota; Metazoa; Chordata; Amphibia; Anura; Pipidae
Gene: sowaha.L
Product: sosondowah ankyrin repeat domain family member A L homeolog
Exons: 1
Coding region: 528-2108 (526 amino acids)
Source: RefSeq, a predicted model, not a curated record